Molecule: messenger RNA, 873 nt
Organism: Stylophora pistillata
Lineage: Eukaryota; Metazoa; Cnidaria; Anthozoa; Scleractinia; Pocilloporidae
Product: short transient receptor potential channel 4
Biological process (GO): regulation of cytosolic calcium ion concentration; calcium ion transmembrane transport
Cellular component (GO): cation channel complex; plasma membrane
Molecular function (GO): inositol 1,4,5 trisphosphate binding; store-operated calcium channel activity
Source: RefSeq, a predicted model, not a curated record
UUCCGGGAAUUUAAGGAACACACUUGUUCUGUUGUCUGACACAACUCACUACGUAUACAAGUCGCCUAGCUAUGGCGCAAGACGUUUCCAGAAAAAAUGUAGAUCUUGAGGUGGGAGGAGGUGCUGAAGACGUUAACAGUCCUCCGCCAGAUACUUCGAAGAGAACAGAUGAGAAUGAUAGUGAACAAGAGAGCAUUCUUGCCUACAAACUUCUCCAGGCCCUCGCGAAAAACGAUGCUUCCGAAGUGCGGAAGCUUCUGGAAGAGGACCAUUAUACGGUCAGGAAGAAAUAUGGAAAGUUCCGAGAUGACUGUGAGGAACUCAAGAAGAAAGCGGAAAAGAGGGAAGAGAGAGGAUUUCACUACGAUUUCAGGUGUAGUUGUGGUUCGAACUCUUCGAAACAGUCCAGCGACGAGCAGAACCUUAACUGGAUAAAAAUUCUUUCCAAUCCUAUGUUCAUUGCUUUGGAAUGGCAAUGGAGAACAAACUCUGACUCUGAGUGUCAGUGUCAGGAGGAUGUCAUAGAUAGUUCCCUACUUGAUGCAUAUCUACUAAGUGAAAUGUCGUCUUUCAAGCGUUACGAUAGCCGAGAUGUUUACAAAAAAUCCGCAGAGGGUUACGAAACGUUUGCUACUGACGUGCUAGAAGAGGCCUCCCAGAGCGAACUUUACAAGAUCAUGGAUGUAAAGGGAGAAGGUUGCCUACUGGAAGAAAACCCUCCUAAACACAGGAAUUAUAUUGAAAGUCUGAGCUUCCUCAAGAGUGCAGUAAAUAAAACAAGGAAGAAGGCUGUCCGGACAGAAGUGUUUGGCCUUGUCUUCUCUUUAAGAAGAGAAAACCAAGAUUAAAAUAAAACCGCUUAAAUCAAGUCAA